GCAUGAAGCUAACAGCAAACUGUCUCCGCCGCCUCAGGCUCUGACGUCACACAGGGAGCAGCCGGCUCCAGCCGCCUCAAUAUUAAAUCAUAUGAUAGAAUAAUAAUAAUUAAUGAUAAUUAAUGAAGAACAAACUGUAGUUCAGCAGCUGUGUGUCCGUUAAACAGACAGUAACAGAGUCAGUCUGUGUGUUUAAGCUGCAGUCUGGAGUUCUGGGAACAUUAGAAUGAAACAGCUCCCAGGUCAGUUAUUCUAAGCCCCUCCCACAGAGGAGGAGCCUGGAGGAGCGAGCAGGCUUGUAACCACGGCAACAGUAACCAAGAUGGCGCAUUCAAAAUAACAACAACAACUUAAACUCUGAUUGUUCUAUUUCUGAUCAAUACAACUAAAUCACAGUGAGAGCGCCUCAUGCAGAUCACUGUAGAUAUCCAGAGUGAUAAUCAAUAUUCCUCACAUCGCUGUAGACGAGCUACCAGGUGAUCGUUCAGGCUUCUUAUUUCCUCUCUUUGACGUGGACAAUGGUGGGGCAUGUUUCUGCUCUGUUGUUGCUGUACAGUUUGAGUUUGAACGUAUCUGACCAGCUAAUACUGCUAGCAUUAAUGUUAGCGACACAGCUGAGCCAGCACACCAGGGAGAAAGACAGGACAGUGAGGAACAUGAGCAAGAGCAGGAUGAAGAGGGAGACGUGCAUAGCGAGUAACUUUGCGCGGAAGCAGCGUCAGAUAUCCUUACAGACAGAUCUCUGACGAACCGAGGCCUUCGACUGAUCGUCUCCUACGCAGCUGGUCUCUGCUCAGCUCAGCUAUGAACCACUUCAUCGUCAGCCAUCAGUGUCUCCUGAGUCUCUCCAUCUCACCUGAGUGGUUUCCACAAUAAUACCUGCGCUCAGUGAAAAGGACUUCUCUCUGCAGCAUGGAGACAGCAGCAGGCCGAGGGGACUGGAGUUUCAGUCAGCAGUGCAGCAGCUGUGACGCCUCCACGGCCAGAUGUUGGUGCGUGGACUGUAAUGAAGCUCUGUGUGACACAUGUGUGUCGGCUCAUCGCAGAGUGAGCGUCACCAGAUCACACAAGAUCCUCAACCAGCCGGCAGCCGGAAGUGUCUCGACUCCACCCAUCAAGUUCUGCAGACUCCACCCAGCUGAGCCGCUCAAACUCUUCUGCUUCACCUGUAACCAGCUCACCUGUAGGGACUGUCAGCUCAUGGGUCACAUGAACCACAGGUAUCAGUUUGUUAAAGAAGCGUUGGACAGCCUGAAGAAGGAGCUGGAGGUCUUGGUUCAGCCAAUCAGAGCGAAGAGAGACACAGCGAGGCAGAGUGUGCAGGACAUGGAGACCAGGCUGCAGGACAUCGCAGGUGUCGAGUCCAAUCUGAAGACAGACCUGCAGAACUCUUACAACAUCAUCUGUGAACAGCUGAAGAGGAGGAUGCAUGUCCUGAUGAACAUGGCCAAGACGGUGUGCACGAAGGAGGCUGAGGACAUUCAGAGGAAGAUCCAGGCGCUGAAGCAGCUGCAGCAGAAUCAAGAGUAUUUGACUGAAACGUCAGAAAAAGCCCAAAACACCAACGACCUGGUGGCUCUGCUCAGAUACAAGGCUCAGGUCGAGUCUGCGCUGAAGAAACUGGACGAUCAGAACUUGUCUCCUCCUUCAGUGAUGCCUCAGCUGAUCAUCGUCACCAACAAGAGUUUCCUGCAGAUCAUUCUGAACUUUGGUGAACUCGAUGUGUCUUGGAUCCCCUUCUCUGUUGACAGAAACACCACCUCUGCCGCCACUGCCUCCUGUGGACUCCAGCCCCAAACCAGCUCUACUGUUAACAGCAUCUCACCUGGUCCUCCUGGUCCACCUGGUCCACCUGGUCCACCUGGUCCACUGAACUCUUCUUCAUCCAGUCCACUGUGUCUUCCUCCCUCCAUCUCAAGCCUCAACUUAUCCAGCGCUCCCCUGACUAUGCCCACCACAGUCACCUGCACUCCAGCUGUCAAACACCUGUCCUCCUCACCUGUGCUGACGGCUUCUCUCCCUGGAUCCAACCAGACACAGGUGCAGCCAAAGAACCCUGUUCAGUCUGUCUGUACGUCUGUGAACCUGCAGCCAGUCACCUUCUGUUUACCUCCUCAACCUCCCAACAUCACGCUGGUCCUGAACCAACCUGCUGCCCCCCAGCAGACACAACCCCCGGUCCUGCUCACCAACAGUCAGCAGGUGUUCCAGGUGUUACCUGUGAUGCUCAGUAAGGCUCCAUCCUACACCAUUGGGCAGAAAAGAAAUGGCAGUGGUAAGGUACUUUCUGUAGCGGCCGCCGCCUCCAGCAUCACUCAUCCCACCUCCACAUGCUCUGCGUCCUCCUGUAAGUCCCUCCCACAAAAAAGGACCACCAAUGACUUAUCCUCACCCAGUCAGUUGUGUCUUCCUCCGUCUUGUUCCUCAACUGUCACUCUGCACACCUCCACCUACUGGCCCCUCCCCCACCCUGACAUCCCCUCACCUGUUCCAGAGAACCAUCUCACUACAUCACAGACCACCUCUGAUCCCACGCCGCCUCAUCAGACUGUGACCAACGGCGACCUCCAGCCUCUGAAGGAUCAGAUUGUGACCCCCAGCGGCCCUCUGUCCCUCCUGCAGGGUCUCACCUCUGUCUCCCCUGGCUCCUCCUCUCAGAGUCCGGUGGUGAGGGCAGUGGCGGACUCUGCCUGCGAUCUCAGCGUUCAGCAGGUGACAGCGCGGCAGCCAGUGGAGAACGAGCCGACGUCCACGAUGUAUGAAGAGACCGAACCUGCAGCCAAACCAGCUGAACUAUCAGACGGAGAAGAAGACACACAGGGCAGUCUGAGCCAAUCACAGCCGCCUCUGGUCAGUGUACCUGAGUCUCCGCCCCACCCCGGACACCUUGGUGAGGAAGAGGAGCUCCACCUGAAGAUGAGAGAGGACAGUCAGUCCCAUGUUGAUGACGUCACAGAUGAUGUCAUCGAGCCGCAGUCAUCCCCAGAGUCUCCUGUGACUCUGCAGAUAGUCAGCUGCUCCACCUGUGGGUAUUCGCACGGAUCAAUAAUCUGUUCAGCCUGCGGUCGAGGAUACCACCGAGACUGCCACGUUCCUCCCGUUGGACCUGAUAUCCGGUCAGCGUGGCUCUGCUCCCUGUGUCAGGACCUGUCGGACCCCUCAGACCCCUACAGCUCUGACAGACCACAAAGACCUCCGAGUCCCGGUCUCAGCCUGCUGGACCAGAGGAAGUGUGAGAGUCUGCUGCUGCAUGUGAAGGUCGAAGGCUGCGGCCGACUGUCUGAGUGUGGUUCUGUUCAGUCCAGCCUGGAGUUGAUCUCGAAGCGCCUGACUCUUCAUCCUUUGUAUCAGACGGCUGCAGAGUUCCUGUCUGACGUCUGGAGGCUCUUUGAAGACAUGAAGGAUGACGAAGGUUCAAAGAAGCUGCGAGAGAGUUUUCAGAGCCAGCUGAAGCAAACUUUGAGUCCAGAGCUUCAUCUUCCGGUCCUGACGCCAGCGAGCAGCGGAAACAAUGACAGAGUUGACGGAUGGGGGUCAAAGGUCAAGUCACAGGAACAGGACGUGAUGACCCGUGAGUCCAAACUGACAGAGAUCAAGAACCGGCUGAGAGAGCUUCUGCCUCUCCGGCAUCCGGACCGAAGAGGACAGAAACGGAGGACAGACCUCGUCCUCCCCCAGGAUCACAUGUCCAAACAGCUCAGAGUGAAUGCACCUGUGACCUCCCAGCAGCCAAUCACAAGCCUCCAUGGCCUCCCACCUGUGGAUGAUGAAACAUGUGACUGAGCUGAGCUCCUCUGAUGGGGCGCCACAGAUUAUUGGCUCUGAUUUGUUUCUGUGUCAGACUUUUAGCUCCCUGCCUCUCUGUCUCUUUACACCUGUGUGUCCCACCCACAACACACCUGAUUAGUUACAUGUCACGUGAGUAACAGCCAAUCAGCACUGAAGGCUUGCUGUCUCUGACAGGUGCAGCACGAGGAGGGCGAAGCAGCAGAAGGGCUUCACAUACACUGAUGUCGAGCUAACUCGACACACACUCAUUAACUGGUCCAUUAAUGAGCCUGCUGACGGAGCGCUGAAGCCCCGCCCCUUCCGGUUCCCCUCAUGGACCUCACUGAUCAAACGGUUGUCAGUAGUGAUGAAGAGAGAUGAUAAAGUUCUGAUCCGGUCUGAACUGUGUCAUCAGUCACACAUGAUGUUUGUCAGUUUGUCAUCAGACUGAAAAUCCUGUUUCAGUGAGCAGCUCCUGGAUAUCAGCAGCUCACAGAACUGAACCAGAACCAGAACUGCAGUAGUCAAUGUGAGCAGACAUUCUGUGAUGUUCAUCUUGUUCAGAACCUUUUCUGACCCAAUUGGCUCCAAGUUGGUUCUGGUGCCGUGUUGAUGAGACGAUGUAGUUCACUGAGCUUUAACACAAAACUGCAACAAACCGACAAACAUCAUGUGAGAGAUUCUGACCCAGUUCAACAGGAUUGAUACUUUAUCUAUCUCUUCAUUGGUUACUGUACCUGAGGAGGCGGGGCCUCGGCUCUGUGAUGUCACUGUGUCUCUUGUAGAGCUGCGGGAUCUUAUUUUUAGUCACUUUUGACAGUACGAGUGCAGUUCUGAGUUACUUUGAGUUUUAUACUAUAUACUUCGCUCACUUCAGGAUUGAGUUAAUAUAUUUUUACUCCACUACAUUUAUCUGUUUAGUUACUACACAGAUUAUUCAUGUAAAAUAAAUGUCAUCAGGUAUAUUUUGUGCUUUUAGAUUAAACUGUCAGCAACACAUGAAGUAGUUUAUUACAUCCAGUAGUUUAUUACAUCAGUAGUUUAUUACAUCCAGUAGUUUAUUACAUCCAGUAGUUUAUUACAUCAGUAGUUUAUUACAUCCAGUAGUUUAUUACAUCCAGUAGUUUAUUACAUCAGUAGUUUAUUACAUCAGUAGUUUAUUACAUCCAGUAGUUUAUUACAUCCAGUAGUUUAUUACAUCCAGUAGUUUAUUACAUCAGUAGUUUAUUACAUCCAGUAGUUUAGCCCGGGAACACGUUGGGAAUGUCAGAGGACGUCGAGCUGUCUCGUGCUUCAUUUUGUAAACUAACCUGAUCUGGACACACUGGACAUCACUGUGGAGUGAUGCAUUGUGGGACAGCAGGACCUCAAACUCCACCCUGUUGGAGCUGCUUCAAAGACAAACCCAGUGGAGUCGAUGUGAUCAGGAUCACAGAAGACCUUCAUAUCUCAGUGAUCCGUGCCAACAUGGCCGCCCUGCUCUGUCUGAUCAUUUCUGUCUUUCAUGAAUUAAAUGUUAUGAUUUUUUGAAGCCAAAGAGAUUUUGAUACGUUUAUAUGAAGAUGAAAUAAAGAAAAGUGGUGUGAAGUUC
Acanthopagrus latus (yellowfin seabream) is the source of this 5359-nucleotide messenger RNA. It is a transcript of the gene trim33l, whose product is annotated as tripartite motif containing 33, like. The record is from RefSeq and is a predicted model, not a curated record. Lineage: Eukaryota; Metazoa; Chordata; Actinopteri; Spariformes; Sparidae. The transcript is spliced from 17 exons. Gene Ontology annotation, biological process: positive regulation of DNA-templated transcription. Gene Ontology annotation, cellular component: nucleoplasm; chromatin. Gene Ontology annotation, molecular function: ubiquitin-protein transferase activity; zinc ion binding. Bases 913 to 3783 code for a protein of 956 amino acids.